AUGAAACCAUCUAUGUCAGAAUUAAAAUCAUCAUUUGAUGAUCAAGGUCAAUGUAUUGUAAAACAAUUUACAGUGGGACAUGAAAAAUAUGGCUCAGUUACAUUCUAUGGUCAAGUCAAUGUUACCGGUCUUGAUCUUGAUCGAAUUAUUGAAAUUGAUCGCCAUGAAGUAACAGUUUAUCCUGAUGAUAAUAAUAAACCACCUGUUGGUAAAGAAUUAAAUAUUCCAGCUCAUAUAACACUAUAUGGUGUUUAUCCAACAGAUCCAACGACACGAAACGAAAUAACUGAUGUUGAACGUAUUAAAGCUAUGAAUUAUAGUGAUUAUUUACGUGCAGUAACAAAAAACUUUGAUGGAGAAUUUAUUAAUUAUGGUAUAAAUGAUGGUUCAUGGACAUUUAUGGUAAAACAUUUUACACGUUAUGGUCUUGGUGGUAGUGAAGAUAAUUGUUUUGUUGUUGUUAAACAACAAGUAGCAAAACCAAUUAAUUCAAACUUUCUUGAUCAAACAAUUGCUUUAAAUGAUAUAUAUGCAUCAUCUUCACCGGAACCUCAAUCAAUGGAUAUGGAAGAAAAAGACAAUACGACAUCAUUAAUUAUACUACAACAACAAAAUGUUCGUUUUAUUUAUCAAUCAUUAAUUGGUUUAAUACCAAAUGUUGUUGAACACUUAAUACAAUCAAUGUUUUGCUACAAUGAUUUUGAUGGUUUUCGACAAGUGAAUGAUCGUAUGAACAUAUCAACAAGAGUUAAUACUGUCGAUAAUCGAUCAAUUCCAACUACUCAUGGCAAAACAAUUAUUAUAUAUUUCGAUAGAGCUGUUUUCAUUAUUUUUUGUUUCUUAGAGCCAAUAAUUGGCAAACAUACUACGAUGGAACAAGAUAAAACUCAAAUAACAUUCAAUAGUUUAAUAAAACCUAUACUUGAACGUAUUUAUUCAAAAUUACCAAAAAAUAUUCGAGGAAAAGAUAUUCGAACAAAAUUUUCACAUUAUCUUCAAUAUGGAUCGAUUGACACUUCAAAUGAAACAUGUAUUUUACAUCAAAUACCAAUGAUUUUUUUUCAACAAACAAUUGAUCAAUUAGAAAAUUUCUUAGAAAUUUAUUUUACAUCAUGUAAACAGCAAAUAGAAGGAAAUUCAAAUAUGCCCUAUUUUCAAAUUCGUCAAGAUCCAGAUGUUCAACGAUGUACUGAGUUUUAUGCAAAAAUUUUAGAUGAAAGUAUGCUAACGAGAAAGAACAUUUAA
Messenger RNA from Rotaria sp. Silwood2, 1245 nucleotides. NCBI's taxonomy places the organism in Eukaryota, Metazoa, Rotifera, Eurotatoria, Philodinida, Philodinidae. The record is from the annotation of a GenBank genome assembly.